Lynx canadensis (Canada lynx) is the source of this 2408-nucleotide messenger RNA. RefSeq names its product sialophorin (gene SPN). Lineage: Eukaryota; Metazoa; Chordata; Mammalia; Carnivora; Felidae. The record is from RefSeq and is a predicted model, not a curated record. The coding region runs from base 118 to 1542 and encodes 474 amino acids. Gene Ontology annotation, cellular component: external side of plasma membrane. Gene Ontology annotation, biological process: defense response to bacterium; regulation of T cell migration; type II interferon production. Gene Ontology annotation, molecular function: transmembrane signaling receptor activity; heat shock protein binding. The transcript has 2 exons.
UCCUUUCCCCCUGGGGCCCAUCUGCCCAGUCCUGCCCCAGCCUCAGGAGGAGUUGGAGUGGUCUGGACCCAGCCCUGUGCCCUCAUCAAGUCUCCGCUCCUGCUCACGCCUGUGGCCAUGGGAAUGAUCCUGCUUCUCCUCCUCUUUGGGGGCGUCUGGACCCAAGAGACGAACCCAGAGCUUGUGGACAUCGCGACCACUUUGGAGAUGUCUGCACCCACAAGACCCUCUGCUUCUUUGACCCCAACUUUCUCUGAGCCCCCAGACCUCAGCGUAGUGACCCCCAGUCCUGCAACAGCCAGAGUCCGCGAGGAGAGCAACGGCACCGGGCCGCAGAUCUCCCCACCUUCUUCAGCUUCCUAUACAGACAAUGAGGUGUUCUUUCUCGGGGCUUCCACUACUGCCGGUGGUGACCUCCAUGUACCUGAGCCAUCGGUCUCUGGGGAAGUUGCCACCAAGAAGUCAUCAAACCUGGAAACUAAUGCUCAAUCACUAGAAGACUUUCUGGAACUUCACAUUAUGACUGAUGGAACCACGGUAACCGGCUCUCUGGAGACCUCUGAUGUCACCAGGGGGCCCUCCGCCACCAUGGCGACUGGCUCUCCAGAGACCUCUGAUGUCACGAGGGGGCCCUCCGCCACCAUGGCGACUGGCCCUCCAGAGACCUCUGAUGUCACCUGGGGACCCUCCGCCACCAUGGCCACUGGCCCUCCGGAGACCUCUGAUGUCACCUGGGGACCCUCCGUCACCAUGGCGACUGGCCCUCCGGAGACCUCUGAUGUCACCUGGGGACCCUCCGCCACCAUGGCCACUGGCCCUCCGGAGACCUCUGAUGUCACCUGGGGACCCUCCGCCACCAUGGCCACUGGCCCUCUGGAGACCUCUGAUGUCGCCAGGGGACCCUCUGCCACCAUGGCAACUGGCUCUCUGAAGACCUCUGAUGUAGCCAGUGUAACCCCUCUCACCAUGUCAACUGGCUUUCUGGCGAGCCCUAAGGGGCCCAGGGGCUUCCCCACCUCCUCGGCAAAAACAACCCCCAUUUCUACAGGCACAGGCAGUAGGCAUCCCUCGUUAGUUCCCAAGAAAAAUGGCACCCUGCUGGUGGCUGUGGUUGUGGCCCUGGUGGUGUUCACGAUCCUUGUGACCCUACUCCUGCUGUGGCGCCGGCGGCAGAAGAGGAGGACAGGGGCCCUGAUACUAAGCAGGGGAGGAAAGCGCAACGGGGUAGUAGAUGCCUGGGCUGGGCCGGCCCAGGUGUCUGACGAGGAGGCCCUGACAGCAGCAGCAGGCGGGUCUGGGGGCGGGAAGGGCCCCGGGGUCUCCGAGGGGGAAGCGUCUGGCCAGCGGCCCACACUCACCACUUUCUUCGAUAGACGCAAGUCGCAACCGGGCUCCUUGGAGCUGGAGGAGCUGAAGGCCAGGCCGCCCCCCAUCCUAAACGGGGAGGAGGAGCCGCUGGUGGGCAGCAAGGAUGAGGCUGUGGAGGCCCCUGCUUCCCAGGGGCCAGAGGCCGGGGAUGUGGAGGCCCCUCAGUGCUUGUGAAAAACAGGAGCGCAGGUCAGAAUGGCUCCCGGCCUUCACCACCUUCCCUCCUAUCAUCGCCUCCAGCUUCCUUGUCACGCAGCAUCGUCUGGGUCCUCACCCUGUAUGUUCAUCCCGAGCCCUCAUCCGGCUUCUCAACCCCAGGUCUCCCAGGCGGCACCCACACCCCCGGAACCAACAGACUUUGCUCAUCAAUCCCAACUGGUCCUCAUCACCCUCUUCUCCACGUUUUUGUCCUUGAAAUCAGCUGCUGAGUCUCCACAAUGCCAAACUUCCUUGGCCAAUGCCUUCUCAGGGGACUCCCCAGGGACACGGGAGUCUAGGAAGGAAGAUGGGGACAACCCAGCAAACUCUCGAGGAUUGCUCUGGAAUGUGCUUUUGGCCCCAUAGAUUAGGACAGUCCUACCGGCUCAGCCCACGAACCUGCUUUGACACUGCGCAGUGCUCCGUGCCCGGCCACUGGCCAUCAGAGCAGGGACUCGGGGGCGUCACCUAGAUGUGCUCUCGGAUCCUAGGCUGGUGCCUGGCCCACACUCCCCACCCCCUACAUGUGGAUUGAGGCGGCAGCUCCUUCUCCUCCCAGGGGCAGAGGUGAGAAAAGUUUCCUGGCGGGUGUAGUCCUCCAGAAACCCUGGCACCCGCGUGUGUCCUGUCACGGGCGCAGCUUGCGUGCAAGAGGCCAGGCCUUGGCCACGUUUGUGCAGGUGGCGGUGAGUAGGGCCGGCGUGUGGAGGGGACGGGAGCUGCCAAUCCGAGGAGCCCCUGAGAACGUCUGUGUCCUCAUCUUGGUUCAGGUGGGGUGGAGGCGGCAGAAGAUUUAGCCGUGUCUGUAGCCCAAUAAAGAGCGUGGGGCUUGAUAGACUGCA